Galleria mellonella (greater wax moth) is the source of this 2964-nucleotide messenger RNA. RefSeq lists its product as uncharacterized. The record is from RefSeq and is a predicted model, not a curated record. Bases 367 to 2964 code for a protein of 865 amino acids. Lineage: Eukaryota; Metazoa; Arthropoda; Insecta; Lepidoptera; Pyralidae. The transcript has 14 exons.
UUUUGCAGAUUAUGUGCACAGUUUAAUUCGAGUAUUUUCUUAAUACAUCUAACUAAUUUAUUUAUUUAUUUGUUAUUAUAAAUUUAUUAUAAGAAAUAUUUAAAAAAAUCCACUCAGGGUUUGCUGGAAGAGAACCCUUACAGAGUUAAGCUCGCCUGUUGUACAUCUUUAUUUUAUAUAUAUUAUAUGUUGUAAUUUUUUAUGUACAAUAAAGAAUAAACAAAUAAAUAAAUAAAAUUUUAAUAAAUUAACAGUGUAAGAGAACAAAGAUGUGAUUAAUUACGUUAAAAAGACGAAUUUAUUGUAAACUGAUAAAGCAAUGAUUGAAAAUGUUCUGCAGCGGAGAAAUCAAGGAAUAAUGUUAAAAUGUUUUCGAAGAUUGUAAUAUCAAUUGUGAUACUGAUUUAUGCACUAAACAUGGUACAAGCAUCUACAGUGAUAGACAGUUUGAGUCAAAAAGGUAUUUACAUAUCGGAUUACUGUCCGAAAAUGAAAUAUUGUGAGGAGGGCUCCCACGUUAUGUGUAUGUACUACAAUCCAGACCAAAUUAUGGGCCCUCGCUGCAGCAGAGCGUAUAACGUGUCCAUAACACCGGAUCUGGCUAACAAGCUGCUAGAAGUGUCGAACGCUGUCAGAAGUAAAAUCGCCCUAGGCAAGGAAAGGGGCAAAGACGGUGAUUAUCUCCCGAGGGGCUACGGUAUAUUCAGAUUGCAAUGGGAUAACGAGCUAGCGACUUUCGCGCAAGUUUUAGCCAACCAGUGCGUCUUAAGACAUGACAUGUGCAGAGCGACUAAAAAGUUCCCGGAUCCCGGUCAAACGGCAGGCCUCGUACGAUUUUCGUAUCCCGACUGGUACCCCGUCUCCAAAGCUGGUCACUUCACCAAGCCAGGGUUGUCAGCUUCCAAAUUACUAUACGCUGUCAUCCAGACCCUGAAGUCUUGGUACGGGCAGAAGGGAGCUGUGACCGCUAACAUGAUCACCAGUUAUCCAGAUUGGUCGCAGAACCCAAACAACCAGGCCGGCAGACUAUACUUGGAGAUGAUUUACGGACCAGCCACACACAUGGGCUGCGGUAUAUCUGCGUACACGGAAUAUGCCUACUACGACAAUCACGCUGCUCUUAACUAUAACUCGGUACAAGUAAUCUGCAAUUACUCAGCUCGAUCCCGUAAAGGUGGUUCAGUCUACGACACCGCUGUACCUCGGAGUAAUUCAACCUCGGAGUUUACCAUCCGCUGCGGCUGCCCACGAGGAUCUGAUGAAGACGCCGACUGCUUGUGCUACAACACACCCAAGAAGGAUGUGACUUCUCUAAAAAUAAAGACAUAUUCCAACAACGAUCUUGACUGUAACCCAUCUGUAGUUCUGUUGCCAAUCUUCACAGUAGAGGACGCUCCCUCCCAUAAAUUGAUUAAUGGCCAUGAGAACGAACGAAACACAACACUUCGGGAUAAUUUAAUGGAUGUACUCGACUUCGAAGAAACAAGUCUCAGUAUGUCCACAAAAGAGCCUCACAUUCAUAGAAUAUUAAAUGGAAUAAUUAACAGCCCACGUCCGAAAAUGACGCUACCCAGCCGACCAUUAAAGCGAGUGACUAGUGUAAAAAAUCGAUAUUUCACAAAGAAAUCCGUAAUCCCGGAUCGUCAGCACCAUCACAAGCAAUCUCCACGACCCUCCUCCGGUCACGUCUCGAGUAAAAGAAGCAGCAUAUUUUCACGUACCACAAUAUUCGAAAUGCCGAAACAUAAGGAAAAUACUCGGCUGAAAAUUCUGCGAGAUAUUAAAAAGGAUGUCAUUCCGAGGAAAGAUUUCACAAAUGUAAAAAACCUCGUCAGAAUUUACAUGAAAGAUAGACGAAACAAAAUUGGAGUAAAUCAAGAUGCAUCUAUUAGGAGUGAACAGAAAAUUCGCGAGAACAAACUUGACGUACAGCAUAAACAAAUUUUAAGAAUAAAAGUUACGACAGAAUCAUUUUUGAAUACUGCGGAAGAAGAAAUCAUAAAUGAUUAUCAUUAUUUAAAAGGAAACUUUCAACCCAAUACCACAAGUGAAGUUCCUACAGAAAAACAGCUAAAUAUAAUAAGCUCUCAUGAAGAGGGUGAUAAAAAACUAAUGACGUUGCUUGAUAAACUAGAGCAAGAAGUUAAACAUAUCGAAUUGCAUGGCAACAAAAAAGAUAUAUUUGAUGCGAAAAUAAGAAAAAUUUAUAAUCACGUUAUAGGUAAACCCGUAAAUCUUAUAUCAAAGCAAGCAGAUAUUUUGAAAAGAGAUACUUCAUAUAAUGAAAUCUCAAAUAAAUUCUUUAAAAAUAAUGUAUCUAAUGAUAAAGAAAUUAUGGUAGAAUAUGAUAAAGAGAAUAAGAGUCACAAAGAUAUUGAAGAAAUUGGAACUAGAAAUUUAAAAAUGAAUAUGAACGAAGCACUUAAUGAAGGCAAACAUAAUAUGAGACCUGUUUCUAAAAUAACAAAUCAAAACACAUUAACGUCACGUGACGAAAAAACUGGUACAGAAUAUAGAAAUUUAAGAAAGAAUUAUGAUGAUGAAAUUAUAAAUAAACAUCAUUAUGAAAAGAUAGCGAGAGACAACCAUGAAAGGUUGUAUGAUGAUCAAGAAUUGAAUAAGAAAAGAUAUAGUAAUAGGGAUGAUAUAAGAAAUAUUUAUAGAAGAAACGAUAAAAGUUCAAAAUACCUUUAUGAUGAUGAAAUUUUCAAUAACAGAAAUCAUAUUGAAUAUGACGACGUGUUGGGGCCGGAGCGGAGACAAUAUUAUCAGGAUAAACUUGAUAAUUUGGAGAGAAAAAUUCAGAAUACCCGAAAUUUUAGACACAGGAGUAUACAGGAAAACAACCGUCAUGUUCGUCGGAUGAGACCAACAAACCAAAAUAACUUGCGCUCGAGACGAAUUAGAACCCAAAUGGAACCAUUGUAUAUGCCAGAUAGAGCGAGAUUUUUGCAUGGAUUCUAA